AUGGCCUCGGAACUUACGACUAGCACGACUCGUCCUCAGCCUGUAGCUAUCCAGACCUCAAUACCCGUCGCCACUUCAAGCAAAGUCCCUGGCUCACCCAUCAGUGCAACAUCAUCGACAUUUCCCCAGGUUGUACCUGAUGUCGCGUCUCAGACAGGACGUAACUUGAUUCUGUGUUUUGAUGGGACGGGAGAUCAGUACGAUCAAGAUAACUCGAACAUUGUUAGGUUUGUUCAGUUGUUGAAGAAGGAUGACAAGUCCAAACAAAUGGCAACUGGCAUCGGAACGGGUGUCGGACUUAAGCCAACCAACAAGUUUGUCUCAAAGGUAUCUCAGGCAGUCGACAUGGCCUUGGCUACGGGUCUGUCCAUCCACGUCCGAGCUGGUUACGAGUUUUUGAUGCAAAAUUAUUCCGAGGGGGACAGAAUCUCUUUGUUUGGUUUCUCUCGGGGAGCGUACACCGCCCGGGCACUCGCGGGAAUGUUGCACAAGGUUGGAUUACUUCCUGCCUACAACCAUGAGCAAGUUCCAUUUGCCUACAAGAUGUUCAAACGUGAUGACCCAGAAGGAUGGAAAAUGUCCAAUGGAUUCAAGCGAGCUUUCUGUACCGAUGUUAAAAUCGAUUUUGUUGGCGUAUUCGAUACUGUAAACUCUGUUGGGAUAAUCCCCCGCGAACUCCCGUUUGCUAAAACCAACUACCUCAUUCGUGUUUUCAGGCAUGCUGUAGCAUUAGACGAGCGUCGGGCCAAGUUCAAGGCUAACAUGUGGGGUCGGGCUACGGAGGAAGAGGAAAUGCUUGGCGCCGCUGGGAAACGAGGAAUCUAUAUCCGAAAAAAGACAUUGAGCGGGGUUAAUAUUUCCAGCUUUGUCAAAGGGUGGGAGGAGUUUGUUGACCGGGUGAAGGUGGACCAUGGCAAGGACAAGGACGGGAAAGCGAAGGAAAAGCAGGCAGGCAAACAAGAGAAGACCACCGAUGUGGUGGAGGAGAGAGCUGACCAUGAUGUCGAAAAGGAUGAGGACGAAAAGAGUGGACAUCAUGAAUCUAUUCCGGAUGUUAGCCACCACGGAGGGCAGGACUGCAGUACCCCGGAGGAACGAGAGCAUGAGACUGAUGUGAAAGAGGUCUGGUUUGCAGGCGCCCAUUGCGAUGUAGGCGGCGGCUCAGUCCUCAACGAGACAAAGAAUCACCUCGCUCGUAUUCCACUGCGCUGGAUGGUCCGCGAAUGCUUCCUUAACAACACCGGCAUCCUCUUCCAUUCCACCGAGUUGGCAGAAAUUGGACUUAGCCCAUGUUCACUCUGGCCUAUUGUCAAAAUUCCUACUCCCCUACCUCCCCUACCUACCUCCGAGUUGAAGCACGAGUUAGAUCCAACAGACGGAACGUUGGUCGACAGUCCUCCUUCGACACCGCUUCCCGGAAACCCCCUCCUUCCACUCGCUCAUUUGACUCUUGGAUCGAAUGAAGAUGCGAACGAUGCGAUCACUCCGAUCUACGAUCAGCUCACGAUCGCCAAGUGGUGGUGGAUCUUGGAAGUUAUGCCAUUGCGACAGCGGUACCAGCGCCAUGACAAAACGUGGAGGACCUGGUUCGAGAUAAACAUGGGGCGUUCUCGUAAAAUCCACGGCCAGAAACGCUUCCCGACCUACGUCCAUCGGUCUGUCCUGUACCGCAUGCAAGAACUAGGAUACGUCCCCCGAGCUGAACUCUUGGCGAAUCCAAGCCCGAUUUGGGUUGAUUAA
This is a messenger RNA of Rhizoctonia solani, 1740 nucleotides long. Its product is annotated as choline transport protein. The transcript is spliced from 9 exons. The record is from RefSeq and is a predicted model, not a curated record. NCBI's taxonomy places the organism in Eukaryota, Fungi, Basidiomycota, Agaricomycetes, Cantharellales, Ceratobasidiaceae. Bases 1 to 1740 code for a protein of 579 amino acids.